Molecule: messenger RNA, 1601 nt
Organism: Drosophila elegans
Lineage: Eukaryota; Metazoa; Arthropoda; Insecta; Diptera; Drosophilidae
Product: trypsin-1
Exons: 5
Coding region: 230-1462 (410 amino acids)
Biological process (GO): proteolysis
Molecular function (GO): serine-type endopeptidase activity
Source: RefSeq, a predicted model, not a curated record
GCUUUAUUAGCCAGGAAAACCCGAGAAGUGUCAACGCAUCGUACACGAUCAAAAGCAUUAUUCAAGUACAUCAUUCAAAUCGUAAGUUGAGCCGAUCUGAGCUCGGUUUCGGUUUCCAUAUCGGCACACUAGCUCGUUUUGGAGAAUUGCACACAGGGCAGAACUGAUUCAGCUGGCAACGGAAGCGGCACGCGAUUAAAUCCCAGUGCAUUUACGAAAACAACUCAAAAUGAAGGCCUUUUUUUGGGCUUUUACGGUUUUAUUAAGCCUUGGCUCGCAGCAGAUAUUCGGCAAAACAUUAAGCAGCGACUAUGUUGAUCUCCUCGACUUCAGCGACAAUGCUGAGUUUCAAUGGGGCGAAUCCGAGAACCAGAUAUAUAGCCACGAAAAUCGGACUGGCGAGAACCAAGUCGUCAAUUUUCUGUCACGACAUCGCCUCAGUAAGCGGCAAGCUCCCACUUCGCAGUUGCUGGAGAACAAGGACUAUGGACCUUGUAGCACUCCUUUGGGUGAAUCCGGUCGUUGUCGCCACAUCAUCUACUGCCGCAUGCCGGAGCUUAAAAACGAUGUCUGGCGCCUGGUAUCCCAACUUUGUAUCAUUGAGAAGAGCUCCAUAGGCAUUUGCUGCACUGACCAGUCGACCAGCAACCGCUUUAGUCCGCAGAUCGUGACCAGUCCGGACAAGGAUGAGCCGCGGAUCGUCAAUAAGCCGGAGCAGCGUGGCUGUGGGAUUACGACCAGGCAGUUCCCGCGCCUCACCGGAGGACGACCAGCCGAGCCGGACGAGUGGCCCUGGAUGGCGGCCCUGCUCCAGGAGGGACUGCCCUUCGUGUGGUGCGGCGGUGUACUGAUCACCGAUCGCCACGUCCUUACGGCCGCCCACUGCCUCCACAAGAAGGACAAGCAGGACAUCUUUGUCCGUCUGGGCGAGUACAACACUCACAUGCUGAACGAGACGAGGGCCCGGGACUUCCGCAUUGCCAACAUGGUGCUUCACAUCGAUUACAAUCCGCAGAACUACGACAAUGACAUCGCCAUCGUCAGAAUUGACAGGGCCACGCUGUUCAACACGUAUAUCUGGCCGGUUUGUAUGCCGCCCGUGAACGAGGAUUGGUCGGAUAGGAAUGCCAUUGUCACGGGUUGGGGCACCCAGAAGUUUGGCGGUCCUCAUUCCAACAUCCUUAUGGAGGUGAACUUGCCGGUGUGGAAGCAGUCUGACUGCCGCGCCUCGUUUGUGCAGCAUGUUCCGGACUCGGCGAUGUGCGCGGGAUUCCCGGACGGAGGACAGGACUCGUGUCAGGGCGAUAGCGGAGGUCCACUGCUGGUGCAGCUGCCCAACCAGCGAUGGGUCACCAUCGGCAUCGUUUCUUGGGGCGUUGGCUGCGGAGAGCGUGGUCGUCCGGGUAUUUACACACGUGUGGACCGCUACCUGGACUGGAUACUGGCCAAUGCUGAUGUCUAAAUACAUAGAAAGCGCUGCCUGCAGUUCGUCAGUACAUUCAAUUUACUCGGCAUUAGCUUUAACAAAUGCUAUGGUCUAAAUACACUAAUUAACCUGAUAACGUUCGAUAUCAAUAAAAUCUAUGAACACCCGGAAAAAA